GUGUGGGACCUAAAGUGCUAGCUGCGUUUGGUGUUCCCAAACGUAGCAUCUACAGAAUUUGGGAGUGGAGAGACGCACGGAGGCGCUAGUCUUUCGAGCCCUAGCCCCUCGCUGCCUUGCACCUCUGUGAAUCCCGAGCUUCCCCUGCACCGCCGGACCAGCGACGACACGAGGAGUCGCCGGAGCUGCGACAGAUCAGAGCGGCAGCCAGAUUGAAUCUUCAGAGGAAGAUUUUCCUUAGCGGACUCGUAUGCCAAGCUCCCCUCGAAUCCUUGUGUUGUUUUUUUUUUUUUGGAACUUAUUUGUAUAAUGUGUCUGAAAUUAUGAAUCUUGUGUUAUUUUUGUUCGUGAAAUGUGUAUGAAGUUGAAUAGUCGUGUCACUAUCAUGUCAUAUUGGUCUUCCGUGUCGUCAUUGACAAGCGUCGGCGUCGAUGUUUCUAGGUUGCACGGUUGACUAGUAGCUCCGGCGGCCACGUUAGCUUCCACUUUGUAUUUCUUGUGUGCGCGUCACACCUGAUCACCCAACUGUCCCUCCCUUUUUUAUUCCCGUUUCCCGUAUUCAAAGUUCAAACACGAAAGGUAGCAUUUUGGUUUCCAAGCACGCGCUCACCGACCUACCGACGGACGCAUAGAGAGAAAACAGGGGUUGUGAGGUGCUAGGGUUUGUGUUAGGUGCCGGUGUUCAAGUCUCCUGAGUUCGAUCUGUUCUUUUUCGUGAUCCAAAGAUCAGAAUAUCUUCUUGUUAUGGUUGGAACAGCUAUGCAGAGCUCUGUACUUGCACUUACUGAUCAAAAGGUUUUGCCUAUUAGUUCAGUGCUAAAUGCAGUUAGGGAGUUUGGGAAUGAAGGGCUUGAACAGAGCGAUCCUCUGAUUAUAACGCAAGCUGGAUAUAUAAGUAAACUUCCGGCAGAGUCAUCGUCUGUGGAUAUGGCCCUCUCUAUUUCUAGUUCGCCUGAAUUCCCUGCUGAUCAAUUUCUUGGGGAAUUAUACAGAGUAAUGAAGCCUGGUGGGACAGUUUUAGUUUGCAAGUCUUCUCAAGCUACAGAGCAGAUGGACCAGAUAGCCUCUUCUAUCGAGUGCAAGUUAUUGAUGGCAGGGUUCAUAGAAGCACAAACAGUUCAGAUGAAUUCAGUUAUACCAUCUCUCCUUCAGUCUCUUAGUGUCAAGGUAAAGAAGCCUUCUUGGAAGAUUGGGUCAUCAUUUUCUAUUAAGACCGCCAAGAGUUUACCAAAAAUCCAGAUUGAUGAUGAUAUAGAUUUGAUUGAUGAAGAUAGCCUCUUAACUGAAGAGGACGUAAAGAAACCCCAACUGCCAGUUGUUGGUGAUUGUGAAGUUGGAAGCACGAGGAAAGCCUGCAAAAAUUGCAUUUGUGGAAGGGCAGAGGCAGAAGAAAAAGUGCAGAAGCUAGGACUAACUGCCGAUCGACUGAACAAUCCUCAAUCUGCAUGUGGCAGUUGUGGGCUAGGAGAUGCUUUCCGGUGCAGUACAUGUCCUUACAAGGGUCUUCCACCAUUCAAACUGGGUGAGAAGGUAUCACUAUCUGGGAGCUUUCUUGCGGCUGACAUUUAAAGGCUGAAGUACUUGAGUUUGGCACACCAAAUAUUGCAUGGCAAGCAAAUAUUAGGUCCAGUUCAUUGUGUAAUGGAUAGAUCGAGUAGGUAUUUGCGGCACGGUUUGUAGGUGGAUGGUUUUUCUUUGCAUAGUGAGUUCUCAUUUAGGUCUUGUUGUGGACAGCCUUGAUGGGAAAUUUUUAUUAUGUCGAGAGCGUUAUUAGUUUUUCUUAUUAAUAACCGUUAACCCGUUACAUGAAAUAAGCAGAGAAUAUUUGUGACCUGUUGCAUUUGUGGUGUUAUAAUAUGAAGUGACAGAAUAGGACAUGUGACACAUUUUGC
This is a messenger RNA of Malania oleifera, 1892 nucleotides long. RefSeq names its product anamorsin homolog. The coding region runs from base 745 to 1569 and encodes 274 amino acids. Gene Ontology annotation, molecular function: iron-sulfur cluster binding. Gene Ontology annotation, biological process: iron-sulfur cluster assembly. Gene Ontology annotation, cellular component: cytoplasm. The transcript has 8 exons. NCBI's taxonomy places the organism in Eukaryota, Viridiplantae, Streptophyta, Magnoliopsida, Santalales, Ximeniaceae. The record is from RefSeq and is a predicted model, not a curated record.